This is a messenger RNA of Carassius carassius (crucian carp), 3787 nucleotides long. It is a transcript of the gene adgrd1, whose product is annotated as adhesion G protein-coupled receptor D1. Gene Ontology annotation, molecular function: G protein-coupled receptor activity. The transcript is spliced from 26 exons. Lineage: Eukaryota; Metazoa; Chordata; Actinopteri; Cypriniformes; Cyprinidae. Gene Ontology annotation, cellular component: membrane. The record is from RefSeq and is a predicted model, not a curated record. The coding region runs from base 265 to 3024 and encodes 919 amino acids. Gene Ontology annotation, biological process: cell surface receptor signaling pathway; adenylate cyclase-activating G protein-coupled receptor signaling pathway.
UCGAGCACAGCGCGCAACACUCACGGACUUAAAGACGAUGGAUUACAAACUCUGAAUUUAGCUGCCAACAACAAGUGAUCUUGAUACCUGCUAGUCAUUUUGAACGUCAUAUUCUGACGCACUUUUUCCCCCUUACAAAUAUACCUUAACAAUAUCUUUGCAUUGAUAUAAGCGCAAUGGUUUUGUUCGUUUACCAUUAAGGGCGCAAUAUAGGUUUUAAGUUUGUUACUUUUUUAGGCUAUUGCUAAAAACGCCUUCGAAACAAUGGACCUAUUAUACCGUAAAGUACUACUUAUGACUCUCCUGACUGUUCAGGUUCGUAGUGACGUUGUGUCACCGUCUAAACAUCCAGGCCUGCAGGUGCUGGCCACAGCUUCACACUACUGGCCUCUGGAUUCAGUGGAAGGGAUCCACGGCCUCUCAGACCAGAUUGGGAACAGAACAGGUCAUGUUAAUGGGACUAAUAUAACUGUCAGAAUCCACAACCACACUGUCCUGACUACCCAUAAUUCUUCCUCUGUGUAUACCAAUGACUCUGCCUACACUAACAUUUCCGCCACUGUAGACAUUGUAGAAGGAAUGGUCAAUAAAGGCAUCUAUCUGAACGGUGAUAACGGGGCCACUUUCCUUCACUUUGGCAACUAUAAAGACUCCUGCAUAAGUGAUCCUGCUUUGUGUGGACCUGCCGGGAUAACUUUCUCCUUCUUCUGGAAAAAUAAUGAAGUAGAUUCUCGUUUUGCGAUUGCAUCCGGAGGUAAAGUCAUCUCAAGCGGUUUCUCUGUCUACUCUAACCCGUACGGUGGAUACGUGGAGUUCUACACAAGAGGAGACUCCAAGACAUGGAAAGCACAAAUUAAUCUUCCAGGGCCCUACUGGACACACGUGCUCUUCACAUGGACCCAAGCGGAGGGGUUAAAGGUCUACAUUAAUGGGACAUUCAGUGUAGGAGACCCCACAGGAAAUGUUUCUCUAAACUACGGCGAUCGCUAUGCUGACUUGGUCAUUGGCACAGGAAACACUGGGAAUUACAACCACUAUGCCACAGGGGCCUUCGAUGAGUUUGUGAUUUGGGAAAGGGCCUUGUCCCCUCAAGAUAUAUUGAUGUACUACAAAGCUGCCAUUGGUGAGAAUGUGAUGUCCACCUUUCCAACCGAAGCAUCCAUCAGUGUCACUGCUGCAACAGAUACUCAGUUAAAGAGAACCACAGAGAUGCCCCGACCUGCCUCCACAAACCUGACAGAGGAAGUUCAGAGACUUCAGGACCCCAUGCGGUUACAAACGCUAGAUCUCCUUCAGUCUCUAUCAUUUAACCUUCCAAACAAGACUAUACCUCAGGAAACAGCCAACAAUCUUACACAGUCUCUACUGAAGAGCGUGGAUGAGGUCAUAACUGCCAGCGACUGGAGAGAAAAUGAUGAGUGGAGUCCAGUGGUCAAUGGGCUGGUGGAAAUGGUGGAUAAAGUGAUGGUGCAUAUGGCCUCCAAGCUUCGGUCUGACCCAGAUGCAGAGGCUCCACUGGCCAUAAGGGGCAAGAGCUCCGUAGCGGAUUACUCUCUGAUGAAGAUCCCUCAGAACUACAAUCUGCAAAGCUACCGGUUCCCCACACAAGGGAAGAGUUACAUCUCAGUACCAGGAGAGGCCCUCACAAUGCAGUCUCAGACCACGAUUGUGGGACUUUUCUACCACAAAAUGCACAACUACUACAAAAAAAUCAGCCCUCUACAAACAAGGAUAAAUGAGGCAGUGGAUUUUAAAGAUCAUAAGAUCCAGAUGGCCAGUCAUCUUAUUUCUCUGAAGGUGGAACCGUCUCCUGCCCUGUCAUUCAACCUUUCCACUGAGCCGCUGAUCCGGAUCGUCCUCACGCAUCAGCUGAGUAAAGAACAGCAACUCCAGGCCUUAAACCAAAGUAACAAAGUGUUCCUGUACUGCGCCUUCCUGGACUACAGCUCCAAGGAUGGCGUGUGGUCCAAUGAGGGCUGUGUGAGGGCUGAUGGAAACCUGUCCUUCUCUAUUUGCUUGUGUAACCAUCUGACAAACUUCGCCAUCCUUAUGCAAGUGGUUCCCUUGGAGCUCUCAAAGGCCCACAAGGUGGCGCUGUCCACCAUUAGCUACAUCGGCUGCUCUAUCUCUAUUUUCUGCCUGGCAAUUACACUGGUCACCUUUGCCGUCCUGUCGUCGGUUAGCACCAUCCGUAAUCAGCGUUACCAUAUUCAUGCAAACUUGGCAUUUGCAAUCUUAGUCGCUCAGAUCCUUCUGCUCAUCAGUUUCCGCUUCAGUCCCAGCACGCUCCCGUGUAAGAUCACGGCCAUAUUGCUGCAUUUCUUCUUCCUGUGUGCGUUCGCCUGGAUGCUGGUGGAAGGGCUGCAUCUCUACAGCAUGGUGAUCAAGGUGUUCGGCUCAGAGGACAGCAAGCACUUUUAUUACUAUGCCAUCGGAUGGGGAUGUCCUUUGGUCAUAUGUGCGGUGUCUAUAACCUCGUCACUAAACAGCUAUGGGGAAGCUGGCAAUUGCUGGCUGUCUCUCCAGAAUGGGGCGAUUUGGGCUUUUGUAGCCCCUGCUCUGUUUGUUAUAAUGGUCAACAUUGGCAUUUUGAUAGCUGUGACAUGGAUCAUAUCCAGGAUCAGUGCUGAAAACUACAAGGUUCACGGAGAUGCCAACUCUGUUAAGCUUACGACUAAAGCGGUGGCGGUACUCUUGCCCAUCCUGGGCAUAUCGUGGAUCUUUGGGGUUCUGGCAGUGAACGACCACUCCCUGCUUUUCCAGUACAUGUUUGCAGUGUUUAACUCACUACAGGGGUUCUUCAUAUUCCUGUUUCACUGUCUGUUAAACUCUGAGGUGAGAGCUGCUUUCAAACACAAAACCAAAGUGUGGACUUUAACCAGCAGCUCAAUUCGCAACAUCAACGUCAAACCAUUCAACUCAGACAUAAUGAAUGGCAACAAGGGCGGUGUGACUCCCACAAAGAUGAACACAUGGGACAAAAGCACCAACUCAGCCAACCGCAUAGAUUUGUCAGCUGUAUAAUGGCUUCUGGUCCAAACAGAGCAAGUGGACAACAGCAUAGCACUUCUUAUAGAACAUGUGCCUUUCUAUAUCACAUUUUAAAUGGACUUCAUAUGAUGAAAUAGCUACAAACACUUGCAUCUGAUUGUAGAAUAGUUAACUCACAACACAAAGUUCUCUGAUGUCAUUUCCUCCUGCUGAUGAUCUCUCUAACACAAACAUAGGAUGGAGACACACUGCCCGUUGUUGGGAUGAGUUCAUGGUUUGCUAAUAAUGUGGUGUGCAGAGGAAAACACACUAACUCUCACAGACAGGAGACUCUCCUGAGGUACAGUACCUGUACUGUAACGCUGUUUCCUUGCUUUGAUUUUUUUGGACAACACACUAGAUCUGUGCUUCAUCUUUGGCCGUCCUUUAAACAGAGGAGUCAUCAAAUACAAAGUCUGGAGUGUCUCAACUUUAAUGAGAACGCUUUUUUGCAACCAGCCUGAGUGAAGUAGCAGCUUCGAUUAAUCCACAUCCAUCUGUCCAUCAGCUAUGGCUUAAAAUUUGACCUGGAAGAGAAGAACAAUACUGGCCAAAUUCUCUGGAGAUCUUCCUCAUUGUUGUGAUGGGUUUCUCUCUCUUUAAAAAAAAUCUAGUAUUGUAAAUGGCACUUGUGUUUAGGUUUGUUUGUUUUUUUUUCAACAAGAGGUCAGUGAAAAGAAGUGAUGAACCUCCACAAUAUGUUGACAGUCAAACUCAGAAGGUCAUUUAUAAUAUUGCACAAAUGUAUUAUAUAUAU